Pristis pectinata (smalltooth sawfish) is the source of this 2955-nucleotide messenger RNA. Its product is annotated as retinoic acid receptor beta-like. Gene Ontology annotation, biological process: regulation of transcription by RNA polymerase II; cellular response to corticotropin-releasing hormone stimulus; retinoic acid receptor signaling pathway. NCBI's taxonomy places the organism in Eukaryota, Metazoa, Chordata, Chondrichthyes, Rhinopristiformes, Pristidae. Gene Ontology annotation, molecular function: RNA polymerase II cis-regulatory region sequence-specific DNA binding; zinc ion binding; nuclear glucocorticoid receptor binding. The record is from RefSeq and is a predicted model, not a curated record. The transcript has 8 exons. Gene Ontology annotation, cellular component: transcription regulator complex; nucleus. The coding region runs from base 269 to 1648 and encodes 459 amino acids.
GGCAAGUGAUCACUUGGAUCAGUGACAGGCUUUUAGUGGCGUUGUCUGUCAUAAUUCAUGAUUCUGCCUUUGGGAAAACAGCCUGACGUGCCAAGGAGGAAAAAAAAGAGGGGAGGAAAAAAAGAAACAAAAUAUAAGGGCAGAGUUUUGAUGGGAGUUCGGACAACUUUUUCCUUUUGCAAAUUUCCCCACACCUAGAGAGAGAGAGAGAGGGAGGAGGAGGAGAACCACUUUUGGCUUCGCAGGUUGUGGGCUUCAACCUCUCGUCAUGUUUGACUGCAUGGAUGUUCUCGCAGUCAGCCCUGGGCAAAUGCUGGAUUUCUACACUCCGAGCCCGUCUUCUUGCAUGCUCCAGGAGAAAGCUCUGACUGCAUGCUUCAAUGGACUGACACACAGGGACUGGCAACAGAAGCCCAGCACUCAAUCAAUAGAAACACAGAGCACCAGCUCCGAAGAGAUCGUACCAAGUCCACCAUCCCCCAUUCCACCCCCACGAGUGUACAAACCUUGCUUUGUCUGUCAGGACAAGUCAUCAGGCUAUCACUAUGGAGUCAGUGCCUGUGAAGGAUGCAAGGGUUUCUUCCGGAGAAGCAUCCAGAAAAACAUGGUUUACACUUGUCACAGAGAAAAGAACUGUGUCAUCAACAAGGUUACGAGAAAUCGCUGCCAGUACUGUCGAUUACAAAAGUGUUUUGAAGUGGGCAUGUCUAAAGAGUCUGUAAGAAAUGACAGAAACAAAAAGAAAAAGGAGACGCCAAAGCAAGAAUGCUCAGAAAGCUACACAAUGACAGCAGAAUUAGAGGAUCUAAUUGAAAAGAUUCGUAAAGCUCACCAGGAAACCUUCCCUUCUCUCUGCCAGCUGGGGAAAUAUACUACAAAUUCCAGUGCUGACCACCGGGUACGGCUUGACCUGGGUCUGUGGGACAAAUUCAGUGAACUUGCCACAAAGUGCAUUAUCAAAAUAGUGGAAUUUGCUAAAAGACUGCCUGGCUUCACAAGCUUGACCAUUGCGGAUCAGAUCACUCUUCUCAAAGCUGCCUGCUUGGACAUCUUGAUUCUCCGGAUCUGCACCCGAUACACACCAGAACAAGACACAAUGACCUUCUCCGAUGGCCUUACAUUGAACAGGACUCAGAUGCACAAUGCGGGUUUUGGGCCCCUGACAGACCUUGUAUUUACGUUCGCCAGCCAGCUCCUGCCACUUGAAAUGGACGACACCGAAACUGGCCUUCUUAGUGCUAUCUGCCUGAUCUGUGGAGAUCGGCAAGAUCUGGAAAAUGCAGGAAAAGUGGACAAACUGCAAGAACCACUUCUGGAAGCUUUAAAGAUUUACAUACGGAAAAGAAGACCCAAUAAGCCCCAUAUGUUCCCAAAGAUAUUAAUGAAAAUCACAGAUCUCCGAAGCAUAAGUGCAAAAGGGGCAGAACGUGUCAUCACACUCAAACUGGAGAUCCCCGGAUCAAUGCCACCCCUUAUCCAAGAAAUGUUGGAAAACUCAGAAGGGCACGAUCCCCUCACUCCCGCAGCAGACACAAGCACAGAAACUAACGGGAGCAGCAGUCGAGCGCUAGAAGCCAGUCCCAACCCCACUCUGUCUCCUAACACUGCAGUCAAUGGACCAAACAGCCAUGUACCAAACACACAGUGAGAUCUCCCUGCAGCUGACCAACCACUUCCAUUCCCGAACAUGAUCUCUUCAGUUUUGUUUUCUUUUUUGUUUUGAACAAGCAAGACCCAAAGGGCCAGGCUGGUAACAGUAUAUUCAACAUUAGAACCACUGAAGCUCCUGACUAUAAUGGACUUUGGAGUCUGGGAAUACUGAGGAAUAAACAGUGUUGGUCAGGUUCCACCCUCAUGAAUUGAAUGCAGUCAGUUCAAAGACUGAUACCUGGUAAAGUCCAUCUGUAUAUCCACUGUUGCAUGCCGGGAAGAAGCCGUGGAAAUGAUGUUGAACUCUGAUUAUUACGUUAUUUUGCAGAGUUAUUCCUCGAUGUAUACUCACUUUCUAUGCUGGAGUUUCCGGUGCUUUCUCAUUGCCUUGCAUAUCAUGUUUAAAUACACACACCAAAAUAUGGAACAAAGCCUAAACACAUACGUCAGGUGAGUUAUGGUUGUAGGAUUCUCUGGCUUAUUCUUAAUGUUACUGUUGUAUUUUCCUGCAUUUCUUAUUCAGAAUAGCCUAAAGGUUGGAAUUUUACCCUCAGUGCACCAGCAUUCAAUUUUGUCAAAUAAACAAGGACAUAUUUCCACCUUCUUUUGCAAUGAAAAAGAGAGUUUGAUAUUUUAAUUUUUUUAAAUGCUAUCAUUAUGUGCUGCUGGCAAUUGUUUCCCACUGGCACACAGUUAGCCUACAGUACCAUGUUCUUUGUAUGAGUGUUUACAGUUCACAAGCACUUAAAUAACAGAUUUUUUAAAAGAGAAGGCAAUUCUCUGAAGACACUAAGUCAGAACAUGAUAUUUUUGCAGUAGGGUUCAUCCAUUGCCCACCGACUAUAUACUAGCGUCCAAAGCUAGUCAGAUAUGUUUUUUUAUUAUUAUUUCAGCUGUGCAAAUUCAUUUCGUGUUCAGCAACAGAUCAAGGCAUAAAGUAAAAUGCUGCAUGUUGUUUGCAGUAAAGGUAGCCUCCAAGGCACAACACUUCUCAGUGUUAUUUUGUUGUUUUAUUUGCUUGUACAUGAGCCAGUAAGUAAAUUUCACCUGGUGGCUGACGCACAUUAUAUCUCUCUGCAGAAGUGUGUAACUAUUGUAGAUUUGAUCUUGAGUACAGUAAUUUGAGUUUAUUGAAUCAUUCUUGUGUCUAAAGCACUAGUGGGAUGUUGUUUUUUAGCAUUAGGAUUGCUCUGUACUUUUACUGGCUCUGUACAUUGAAAUUGUUUAACAAUGCUUUCUAUGUUCAUAUACUGGUUAUCUUUUCCAUUAAGUUUCCUGGCAAAAGAAUAAAGUAUAUUUAUUUUA